AUGUGGUUACUAUCCCUGUUACGUGACACUAUCAGGCGACUCUCUUCAAGUUCGCUUGGCGGAGGACAAAGACCCGCUGUCUGCCACCCCUACGGCACCGGCCGAGUCCCAACUUCCAGUCACUCAGGCCAUCUCCGAGCCCCUAUCUAA
Molecule: messenger RNA, 150 nt
Organism: Colletotrichum tamarilloi
Lineage: Eukaryota; Fungi; Ascomycota; Sordariomycetes; Glomerellales; Glomerellaceae
Exons: 1
Coding region: 1-150 (49 amino acids)
Source: RefSeq, a predicted model, not a curated record